Moneuplotes crassus is the source of this 1357-nucleotide messenger RNA. The record is from the annotation of a GenBank genome assembly. Lineage: Eukaryota; Ciliophora; Spirotrichea; Euplotida; Euplotidae.
UCUAGGAAUUUAUAAUAUUAUUCUCGAAAAUAUUUGUAAAUAUUCACGAUGUUAAUGAAAGAAGAUACUUCUAGCAUGAUGAUCAAUAGAGUACACCAAGUAGUAACAACUCUUGGUAUUGGUGGAGCAGGAGAAGUCUACUCAAUCAAGAACAUCAAGGAUAAUACCAUGUUUGCAGCAAAAUUCGCAAGGAAGGACCUGAAGGUUACCCAAGCUAAAAAGCUACUCCUGCUCCAAAGGGAAAGAGAUACUAUGGAAGAGCUCAAUGGUCAUCCGAAUAUUCUCUCUAGCUACCAACUUUUUAAGAGAAGAAGAGCCUGUUCUCAAAAGGAUGGGUUUGAAGCUUGCAAACAGAACUUCGGAAUCCAUUUAACAACCGCUCCUUAUCAUAUGAUAGAAUAUUGUGAGAAUGGAAGCUUCAUCAGUUACAUGAGAAACCAAGCUGCCCUGCCCGAGAACAUUGCUACAUACUAUGCGGAACAGCUGAUUGGCGCACUUCACUUUAUUCACCUUAAAGGGUACGCUCAUCUUGACAUAAAACUAGACAAUAUCCUGCUUGAUAAUUACUUCAACAUUCGUAUAUCCGAUUUUGGUUCGGCUAUUAAGAUCAACGACCAGCCCUAUGUCUCAAUCAGGAGAGGAACCACAAAAUAUAUGGCACCUGAGGUUCGUGAUUUAGUACAAGACGAAACUUUUGACGCAUAUAAGGCUGAUAUGUAUUCACUAGGUAUUUGCCUUUUCCUAAUGCUUUUUAAAAGGUUUCCCAUUCACCUUGAGGAAGUAGUCUAUACAGGCACCCUAGAUCUAUUCAAAGAGGAUGAAUCUCUUGAUUCAUGCCCUUUCGACUGUGAUCAAGACAUCUGGAAAGGUCUUACAAUCCAGACUAGGAGAAUUCUGUUGGCGCUUCUAAAUAAAGAUCCAGACCAAAGGCCCUAUAUCCAUCAGCUGGUCGAGUAUUUUCAGCUUGCUCCCUCCAAUGAAUCUAUCGAGGAAUUAAUCUUCGAUGAGAUGCAAAGGAGGAGAACUAAGUACGAAGAAGACUGAUACGAGAAACAGUUCAUUCAACCUGCUGCUUGCUCGAAGAAUCUGAAGCCAGAAUCAGGUUGAAAAGAGGCUAAAGUUGUAAAGUCUCCAUCUAACAAAUCCGGGUCGAGCACUAAUGUUACCAACUAAGUUCUUGACCCCUGGUAUCAUCCGAGCUACUGGCUUGGCAAGUUUGCCAAAUAGCGCAAGUGCACCCUUGCUUAUUUGGUAGACACUUUAAAGUGUAGGGGGUUCGCUCUUUUGUUAUCAAUUGAUAACGCAAAGUGAAUCCAUCUCUAUCACUGAUUUAUUUCUUAUUAAUUAAUAAUUUACU